Messenger RNA from Phytophthora infestans T30-4, 1032 nucleotides. RefSeq names its product NADH dehydrogenase flavoprotein 2, mitochondrial precursor. The transcript has 2 exons. Gene Ontology annotation, molecular function: NADH dehydrogenase activity. NCBI's taxonomy places the organism in Eukaryota, Oomycota, Peronosporomycetes, Peronosporales, Peronosporaceae. Gene Ontology annotation, biological process: mitochondrial electron transport, NADH to ubiquinone. Bases 39 to 854 code for a protein of 271 amino acids. The record is from RefSeq and is a predicted model, not a curated record.
CCGUCCAGCAUCAGCCAAAAGCUCCUCUCUCUGUAGCCAUGCUUUCUCGCAGUGUGCGCGCUCUCCGUGCAAGCGCAGCGCAGCUUAGCGCGCGUCCGGUCGCCGCCGCAGGCUUCCACUCCUCCAAUAUUGCCGGAAGUAGCUUCGUUCAGCAUCGCGACACGGAGGACAACAACGCAGACACACCGUUCGACUUUACGCCCGAGAACUAUGAUCGUGUGCAUGCUAUCCUCGACCGCUACCCGGAGAACUAUAAGACGUCGGCCAUUAUCCCGCUGCUGGACUUGGCGCAGCGUCAGCACGGUGGCUGGCUGCCUCUUGCUGCCAUGAACAAGGUGGCACGUAUCGUAGACGCUAAGCCCAUCCAGGUGUACGAAGUGGCCACGUUCUACACCAUGUUCAACCGCGAGAAGGUGGGCAAGUACUUUAUCCAGCUCUGUGGCACGACACCCUGCAUGAUCUGCGGAUCCGAGGAGAUCAAGAAGACCAUUGAAAACCACUUGGGUAUCAAGGAAGGAGAGACCACGGAGGACGGCAAGUUCACGCUGCGGGAGGUUGAGUGUCUUGGUGCGUGCUCGAACGCCCCUAUGGUGCAGAUUAACGACGACUUUUACGAAAAUUUGACUGCCGAGACGACGCGUGAGCUGCUGGACGCAUGCAAAAAUGAUGCGCCGCCCUUGAUGAACAAGUGGGGAAGUUUGCCUAUGAACGGCCAGCUGUCGUGCGAGGGCCCGCAGGGUAAGACGACGCUCAAGUGGGACAAGGUUCCCGGACCGGGCUUCCGAAUGCGCCCGGAUGAUGAGCUAAAGCCCAAGGUGAACCCCAAGGACAUCAAGGAAGCCAUGCUGUACUAGAUGUGACUCUGGCUGGAGCACGAAGUGGGUGUUGCCCUUCGCUUUGUGUAGCACUUAUGGUCACUAGGUUGACGCAUUCAUGUAUUUCGGCGGAUCUUGCUGGCUUGGCGACGAACGGAGGGCCUUUAACUCUCACAAUAACAAGAGAAAAAGAAUAAACGGUGAAUGCUCAAAAGAA